GUCCAAUCCGCUUCUCCCGCGCUUUCUUCCAGCCAGCCUUUGCCUGCAGCGCUCUUGGCAGUCAUUCGGCAGCUGUCGGAGAAGUAACGACGACCGUGACGACAGUGCCCGCCUCCUCCGCAGUGGCCCUAGCAACCAAGUAAACCACAUUUAGCGGCAAAGUCCUGCACCAGAUCAGCAGCUCGUAGUGGAUAGUAGUUACUGUAUAGCCUGAAAGCAUUAACUUUGGAAAAUGUCAGAUGAGGAACCUGAAGACGAUAAUGAUACUGAAGAAGAAGUUGAAGGAAAGAAAGAAGAAGGGGAGGGGGAGGGGGAGGGGGAGGGGGAAGGGGAAGGGGAAGGGACCAAAGAAGAGGAAGAGCCCCAAGUUUCAACCCCUCUCAAUGAGGAGAUGUUGAAGGAAGGCCUCUCACUUUUAUGUAAAACUGGCAAUGGUCUUGCUCAUGCCUUUGUGAAAUUGGAAGUCAAAGAAAAGGAACUGACAGAUAUCACUCUCAUCCAAAAUUUCAUCCAUUUACGGUAUGUAGACCUGGCAGACAACCUGCUCCGUGACCUCACUCCAUUGGCAUCUCUCACACACUUGUUAUGGCUGAAAGUGGAUAAUAAUCGGUUAAUCAGCGCCAGCAUAGAAGAGUUGCCGUACCUGCAGAUUGCAAGCUUUGCCAACAACCACAUCAAGGACUCUAAUGGCAUUAUCCACCCACGUUUGGCCAGUCUUAACCUGAGAGGUAAUGCGAUUGAGAUAAUAUCAGGACUGAAUCCAGAUAUUUUGUCAAAUCUGCACACAUUAGAGUUGCGAGGAAACAGUCUAAAGUCUACAGCUGGACUCUACUUGCCCAAGCUCAAAAACCUGUACCUGGCCCAGAACGCCAUUAUUCUUCUACAGGACCUGGGAAAUCUGGAACAACUCACAACUCUACACCUGCGUGACAAUAUGAUUGAAGUGUUGGAUGGCUUCUCAGACAACAUGAAAUCUCUUCAGUACCUCAACCUACGGGGAAAUGCAAUUUCACAAGUCCAGGAAUUGACAAAGUUGCAAGUGCUACCUAUGUUACGGGCCCUGAUCUUGUUAGACAAUCCUUGUUCUGAUGAGUCGGAAUACCGUAUAGAAGCCCUGGUACUGCUCCCACACCUUGAGCGCCUCGAUAAAGAUUUCUUUGAGGAAGAAGAACGGGCUGAGGCUGCAGAUAUACGUCAGCGGCGAAAGGAAGAAGAGUUGGAAUUAGCGAGGGAAAGAGAGAGGGAGAAGGAGCUUGAAGAAGCAGAGGACACCACCCAAGAAGAGUUAGCGACUGAGUGACAGGUAGAUGUCAGUCCCUGGGGAGGAAUAGGAGCUGCAAGCUGUGUUCCAGAGUCUUCUUCCCUGGGUUGUUCAGCAAUGACCCAGAUAGCACUAAUCUUGGCCUUUUACCACAGAAAGGCGUUGUGUAGUUCCUGGAGAUAACCAUAGUGGGUAGCAUUUGUGGAUGCUUGUUUAUUCUUUCAAUACGCUGUGACUGAAGCAUUUGAAUAAAAAGGAGUCUGGCAAA
Messenger RNA from Candoia aspera, 1529 nucleotides. It is a transcript of the gene LRRC23, whose product is annotated as leucine rich repeat containing 23. Gene Ontology annotation, molecular function: protein binding. Lineage: Eukaryota; Metazoa; Chordata; Lepidosauria; Squamata; Candoiidae. The record is from RefSeq and is a predicted model, not a curated record. The transcript is spliced from 8 exons. The coding region runs from base 233 to 1300 and encodes 355 amino acids.